GAGAUCUGUUUCAGCAGCAGGAGGUUAAAUCACGAUUGGUCAGAGGUUGCAGAAGGUUUAAGAAGUGGGAUCUUGCGAUUGAGCUAAAAGAGAACUAAAGCGUUAGGGGGUUAGGGUUAAAGAAAAAAAGGGCAGAUUGUUUAACAGUGUAUUAAAGUUUAGGAAAUGUUGUCCAAAGUUAUCUCAGCUGCAUAUUUAAUGCUGUGGAUCAGCUCUUGUGCCGCGGCUGAGGAUCCAUACAUGACCAGAGCUCUGCAGCUGAUGUCUGAGACCCCACUCAUUGACGGCCAUAAUGACCUGCCUUGGCAGCUUCGAAUGCAAUUCAACAACGAGCUCAACAAAGUGGAUCUUAACACGCUGGAUACAACCCACACCAACAUCCCAAAGAUCAAGGAGGGACGACUGGGAGCGCAAUUCUGGUCUGCAUAUGUUCCCUGUGAGAGUCAGUACAAAGAUGCUGUCAGACAAACACUGGAGCAGAUAGACGUGGUUCACAGGAUGUGUCAAAAAUACCCAGAAACCUUCAUGUUUGCCACUAGUAGCCAUGACAUCAUGACGGCCUUCAGCAUGAACAAGACAGCCAGUCUGAUCGGGGUGGAGGGGGGUCACUCCCUGGACAGCAGUCUGGGAACCCUACGCCUCAUGUACCAGCUGGGGGUCCGCUACCUCACACUCACACACUCCUGCAACACACCCUGGGCGGAUAACUGGCUUGUCGACACUGGAGCGGAUCCAUCUGAACACAACGGUCUAUCUGCAUUUGGCAAGCAACUAAUAGCUGAGAUGAACCGCCUGGGCAUGCUGAUCGAUCUGGCUCACGUGACUCAGGCUGUGAUGCACCAGGUGCUCGACAUGUCGGCAGCCCCCGUCAUCUUCAGCCACUCCUCCGCCUACAGCGUGUGUCCUCACAAGAGGAACGUCCCCGAUGAUGUUCUCAGGAGAGUGAACGAGACCAGAGGAAUCGUCAUGGUGAACUUCUACAACGACUACGUGACCUGCAGCAAGACCGCUAACCUCUCAGAUGUUGCAGAUCACUUUGACCAUAUAAAGAAAGUGGGCGGGGCGGGCAUCGUUGGCUUUGGUGGAGAUUAUGAUGGGGUCGGAAGACUGCCCGAGGGUCUGGAGGACGUGUCCAAGGUGCCCAAAGUGGUGGCUGAGCUGCUGAGGAGAGGCUGGAGCGAUGUGGACGUCAAAGCUGCUCUGGGAAACAACCUGCUCCGAGUCCUGAGCAACACUGAGGGGGUGCGUGAUGGUCUGAGAGACAAGAGUCCAGAUGAUGUUCCUAUUCCAUACGACGAGGUGAAGAAUACUUGCAGGACGAGCUACGGCUACCAGACCCUGAACACUGGAGCCGUGCACUCCCUCAGCACACUGGGCCUCCUGCUCACACUGGCCCUCCAUGCUGUUAUAACAUGAUCAAAUUCAUAAGCUAUGUUUUAAUACACACACACGUUCCAAAUAUAGUAGAGUCCACUAAUAGCACUAAUUGCUUACAUAAUGGAAAUUAAGAGUAUUCUGCUUUGUCCUGAAGAUCUGUGUGCUACCUUUUAACCUUUGGAUAUUAAACCCUGAACUUUAGGAAUGUAGGUUUAGCACCUAGAAAAUAAUGGGAAGGUGUAUCAUAUCGAAUUUACCAUUUAACUGGAUUUAAACAUUGUUGUGGUUCUUUUCACGUUAACUUUACCUUGCAUCAUCUGGUUGUUUUAUCCUACUUUACCACUGUGAGAUUGAAGCUGCUGUGGGCAAAUAGAACUGUGUCUGGACAAUAACAUGUUGACAAAGUCUCACCAUUAUAUUCCAAAUACAUACACACUUACUCUCGCACACAGACAACCAUAUUCCUUAACAUCAGUGUGCUUACAAUUAACCAGGAAGUAGUACAGUACGUGUCCACAGCUCCAUCUAGUGUUCUUAGUGUGUAACCACCGAAGAGAUUAAAAUGUUGGUGAUUUGCAUGUUUUCAAUUUAAUUUACACAUUACAUACACAGGAGCAUUUGACUUGAUGGCAUGAUGGAUGAAAA
This is a messenger RNA of Gymnodraco acuticeps, 2022 nucleotides long. RefSeq names its product dipeptidase 1 (gene dpep1). Gene Ontology annotation, molecular function: metallodipeptidase activity. NCBI's taxonomy places the organism in Eukaryota, Metazoa, Chordata, Actinopteri, Perciformes, Bathydraconidae. The record is from RefSeq and is a predicted model, not a curated record. The transcript has 10 exons. Gene Ontology annotation, biological process: proteolysis. Bases 166 to 1416 code for a protein of 416 amino acids.